Molecule: messenger RNA, 1903 nt
Organism: Bufo bufo (common toad)
Lineage: Eukaryota; Metazoa; Chordata; Amphibia; Anura; Bufonidae
Gene: GNL3
Product: G protein nucleolar 3
Exons: 15
Coding region: 90-1712 (540 amino acids)
Cellular component (GO): nucleolus
Molecular function (GO): GTP binding
Source: RefSeq, a predicted model, not a curated record
GGCCCUGGGGAUGGACCGGAUGUGACGUUGGUGGUCGGGAGCGAGCUCGGUCUUUCCACACGUGGUGUUGCUGAGACGAGUCGGGAGCCAUGAGGCGCCCCAAGUUAAAGAGCGCGAGUAAGCGCAUGUCAUGCAGCAAACGGUUCAAAAUCCAAAAAAAGGUGAGAGAACAUAAACGGAAAGUCAAAAAGGAGUCGAAGAAAGGUGUUGGAACUAGAAAGCCAAAGAGAGAUCUCCGCAUUCCGAAUGAUGCCCCAUUCAAGGAGGAUAUCUUGCGGGAGGCAGAGCAAAGAAAACAAUUGAGAGAAGAGUUGAGGAAACAACAGAAACUUGAAAGACAGAAGGAAGUUGCAAAAAGAAGAGAUUUGAAUAAAACACUGGAAGACAAGAAAGAGAAACCUGUCAAGAAAAAAGCUGAGGAGAAGAAGAAGAAGGUGGUUGUGGCAAAACCAAAGAAACCAUCCAUUAAGAACUUGACCAAAUCUCUCUGCAGAGAAGUGAACAAGGUGAUCGAGGCAGCUGAUGUCAUCUUAGAAGUGUUGGAUGCAAGAGAUCCUCUGGGCAGCCGAUGUGUGCAAGCAGAGCAAGCCGUGCUCCAGUCUCCGAACAAAAAACUCCUGCUUGUGCUCAACAAAAUUGAUCUAGUGCCCAGAGAAAUUGUUGAAAAGUGGCUGCAAUUUUUAAGCAAUCAACUUCCAACUAUUGCCUUCAAGUGUUCAACACAAGUGCAAGAAAAAAGUCUGAAAGAGAAUCCUGAAUGUAUUCAGGGGACUACAGGAACGGUGUGCCACAGAGCAGUUUCCCUACUGAAGGUCCUUCACAGUUUGUGUCCCCCUCAAAGUGAGCCUAUUAAAGUUGGCUUAAUCGGGUUUGCAAAUGCAGGGAAGAGCAGUCUAAUCAACACAUUGAAGCAAUAUAAAGCCUGCAAUGUGGGGACAUCAAAAGGAACAACGAGGAUAAUGCAAGAGGUGAAAAUUGACAACCGAAUCAGGAUAAUUGACAGUCCCAGCCUCGUCGUGUCUCCUGAGAACUCGCCUGUGAUUCUCUGCGUGAGAAGCGCUUUUCAGAAUGACGACGUUGAUCACGUGGGCAACCUCACUAAGAUUUUAAAACAUUGUGAUAAAAAGCAGGUUAUGUUGCGGUACAAUAUUGCAGACUACAGAAGCCCCCUAGAAUUCUUAGAUUUAUUUGCUCAUAAAAGAGGACUUUUGAAAAAAAAAGGUUUGGCCGACCUGGAGGCAGCUGCGAAAAUCUUCUUGGGGGAUUGGAUCGGAUCCAAACUUCCUUACUACACUCGGCCGCCUACAUCAUUUAAAUCUCACAUCGAUUGCAAGCAGACAUCUGCCAUGAUGGAAGCUGUUAACCGUAAACUUCUCAAUGGUGAAAAUAAAAGAAAUAUUAGAGGUGUUAAAAACCCAGGGCUUUCCAGCAGUAUCGGUUUUCAUUUUUCCGAAAUGUCCAAUGGUAUAGUUGACGAAAAUGAAGUCAAAGAGCAGGACCAAGAACCCACUGACGUGGAGAGUGAAGAGGAUGAAAUGGAAGAGGAUGAGGCCAUUGGUGAAGAGGAUGAGGCUAUCGGUGAAGUUGAUGAGAACGAGACCCCAGAGGCAGUAGAAGAGCCCGCACCAAGAAAGAAAUCCAUAAAGGCGGUCAGCUUUGAUAAACCCGCUGCAGUAGAGGAUGAUUAUGACUUCAACGCCGAUUUUAACUGAAACAGCAAAAGGAUUCUGGUCGUGUGCGAGUGGUUAUAAAGCGGAAACUCCUAUUAGACGUUUGAGUCUGUUGGAAGACAACAGUGGUCACUGUAUAUAGAAUGACAUUCUGUAAUGUGGAUUCUGUGAAUCUCUGCUCAUUGAUGUGUAUGCAAAGCCUGCGAUUACUCCAUGUAAUAAAUAUUCAGUGU